Messenger RNA from Babesia sp. Xinjiang, 1494 nucleotides. RefSeq names its product Peptidyl-prolyl cis-trans isomerase PASTICCINO1. The transcript has 2 exons. Lineage: Eukaryota; Apicomplexa; Aconoidasida; Piroplasmida; Babesiidae. Gene Ontology annotation, molecular function: ATPase activator activity; protein-folding chaperone binding. The record is from RefSeq and is a predicted model, not a curated record. Bases 1 to 1494 code for a protein of 497 amino acids.
AUGUCUGACAAAUCGAGCGAAAUUUCAGACACCGAGGUUGAAGAAUCUGUUAAUGUUGAUGAGUGCGUGGCUGAGGCUAACAAGCUGAAGGACCAGGGUAACAAUGCUUUCAAGACUUCUGACUUUCAACUUGCGGCUAGUGAGUACAAGAGUGUCUUACAUUGUAACCUUAGCGCUUCUUACUUAGGUUUACAUGAAUACAGUCAUGCUAUUAGCGCUGCUGAGGAUGCGUUACGUUUCGAUUCUGGUAACCAGAAGGCUAAAUAUCGUCGUACGCUUGCAAGGUUUAAUGCCGGAUACCUUGACGAGGCUAAAGAGGAAUGUGAGGCAAUGUUAUCUGAGGACUCUAGCAACAGUAAUGCUAAGCUGUUACUGGUAAAGAUAAAAUCUAAGCUUAAACAGGUCCAUGCUGAGCAGAAGAAAGCUUUUGGUAGUCUUUUUGACAAGACUGGUGGUUUAUAUGAGGACCGUGCUGAGGAGAUGAAGCGUCAGCGUCAGAAGAAGUACGACGAUUAUGUGCGUGAGCGUUUGGACAAGUGUGAGGAGGUGUUGGACAUGGCUGCUUGGGAGCGUUAUGAGGAGGAGCAAGAGAAGAAGCGUGAGGCGGAGCGUAUUGAGAAGGUGAAGUCUGAAGAGGAGAAGAAGCGUAACGGUGUUGAUAAUCGUGAGGUUCCUAAGAGUGCCGUUUCAUCUAGUUCAUCUAAUAAGAAGCCUAAACAGGAUGAAUCGGAUAUGGAUGAAGAGGACCAGAAGAUAAUUCAGGAAACCAAGAAGAUGGGUAUGUUGUUAUUUUUACAAAAUAUGUUAAUUUUAGGAUAUUGUUAUUUCGGUAAAAACAAGCCUGGCGGUAACCUUACAACUUCACGUACUCCACAGAAUAUCGAACCUACACCUACAUCGGUUUGUUACUACCUCACCUAUGUGUAUAUAUCUUUACGUAGCCGACUGAGAAUAUCUCACGAUCAAUUUCCUCUUGGAAUUCUAAAGGUACUACCUAUGAGGAGAAAGGUAAGUUGUGGUAUCAUUAAUUUGGCAUGUUUAUUUUUUCUUGCAGACAUGUCUUCAUGGUGUAGUGAUACGUUACGUGAGACCUUGUCCCUUGCGUCAUACGAGAACGACCCUUCUCAGAACGAUUCAAGUUUCAACGUGAUGGAGAUGCUUAGCAGCGUGAGUGUGCCGUGCACGUUAUCGGACUCCGCGCAGAUCAAUAUCGACCGUAUAAAUGAAGAUGGUAAUUUGGAUAAGAUCCAGAAGCUUGCUAUGAUGAUCCAUCGUAGCAGUAUCAAGGUCACCUCGGUGGAUGAUAUGGAAUGUGACGCUCAGAUAGCACUUAUUCGUGCUACCCGUCGUUACAUGUUUGAUUUCAGCUGUACUCUUAAAUUCACGGCAUCUAUUGACACUGCGUUCGGUUCUAGUAUUGCCAAGGAUGCAUCUUCUGAUGGAUCCCAGGCAUCAGUUUAUAAAGGUAAGUUGUUUGUGUUCCCUGGGUUAUGA